GACGUCACUGACGCACCGACCCGGCCCGACGGAUUCCGACGGAGCGUCGCGCGCGCGAGCGAGCGAGCGAGGCGGAUAAAAGUCUAAGUUCGUCGGGGAGAACGCGCUUUUUACCUCAUCCGACGGGCGAGGGGACGCGCCGAAGCCGCUUUAAAGCGUCGGGAAUGUCACGGGCGAACUUCCUGUCGAGCUUCAUCCGCCUGGAGUUUCUCUGAAGGAUGUCGGUGGGGUUCGGAGGAGCGCUUUGAAGAUGAGCGUGACGUCGUGGUUCCUGGUGAGCAGCUCCGGCACGCGCCACCGCUUGCCCCGGGAGAUGAUCUUCGUGGGCCGAGAGGACUGCGAGCUCAUGCUGCAGUCUCGCAGCGUGGACAAACAGCACGCCGUGAUCAACUACGACGCGUCUACAGACGAGCACCUGGUCAAAGACUUGGGCAGCCUCAACGGGACCUUUGUGAAUGACCUUCGCAUCCCUGAUCAGACCUACAUCACCCUGAAUUUAUCGGACGUCAUCCGCUUCGGAUAUGAUGCACACAUAUACAUCCUGGAGAGAAGCCAACACAGAGUGCCCGAAGAAGCCCUCAAGCAUGAAAAAUACACCAGUCAACUUCAGCUGGGUCAAGAGACGCCGGAAACCAAGAAACACGUUCAGACCGAUGAGAAACGGCGAAACUCUGAUGCAUUUCGUGUCAAAUCAGACAAAACGGAGCGCAAAAUCAUCACAGAUCCGUCCGUGUCCAGACCCACUCCUCUGUACGGUCAGCCGUCCUGGUGGGGUGAGGAUGAUGAAGAUAAAGCUCAGCGCUGUGAUCCGAGCGCCCAGGAGCCUCACACAGAAAACCACGCAGACGGAACCAAACGAGAGCUCUGCGCUUCUCCAGAUGAACUUCACGAUGGCCAGGGCAAGUCCGCUUACCCUUACCGCAAGGAACCGAGUUACUUUGAGAUCCCCACGAAGGAGAUCCAUUCAAAGGGCAAAGCUGCUUCCCAGGAGGUCCAAGAGAUUCCCACCAAAGACACGGACCACAAAAAGCCUCCCGCCGCGUCUCCGGUGGUCCAGGGCCACGCCUCCUUCACCAUCGAGUUCGACGAGCAGACCCCUGGGAAGAUGAAGAUCAAGGACCACGUCAGCAAGCUCUCCAUCCGCCCGCACAGAAACCCCAGAACCCCCAGCAAAGAGUCGAUAGCCAGGCUCACGGAGGUGAUGUCGGUGGAGAACAAAGUGGCUGAUUGGUUGGUUCAGAGUGACGCCACGAUGAUGAAGAGUCUAGAAGAGCAGUCUGGGUCAGACGAGCUCCUGAACAAGACCUUCAAAGAAGCACACCAUCAUGAAGACCCUGAUUUUGAAGAACCGGAUGAAUCACAAAUGAUCAAUCAACAACUGGAAGGAGAAGAUUACCCAACUAACUACACUCCAAAAAGCCAAGGCAAAUCGGAUCCCCAGCAAGCUUUUGUGAUCGAGUUCUUCGACGAUACGCAACGGAAAAAACGCUCGCAGUCGUUCUCCAAUAACAUGUCUUCUCCCGACUUCCAGUCUGUUCUCAAAAGCAAGUUAGACAAACGGAAAGUUGGAGAGCGGUCAUCGCCAUCCGGCCAUAAUCCACCCACUCAGCAGUUCACGAUUCCCCUGAAAGGUUCAGAUGGUCCUCAGCGGGCCGGAUCCUUCCGGCGGGAGAAGAGCGAAGUCCGUUUGAGCACGUCUGACUUCAGCUCCCGCUCUUCGGCUAAAACGUUCGGCAGCGUCGGCCGAAGAUCCAAACUGUCGCAGGACUUUGCUGCGGAGUUGCUUAGGGUAUCGAAAACCAGUUCUGCUCCCGCGUGGGACCCCACUUGGGUGAAGGCCUCGCCUUCGAACGCUAGGUCCUCGGUGCCGCAGAGUUUUCCUGCUGCAUCUCAUACAGUGAAUCAGUCAAACAAAUCUCCCUCUGCACCCAAGGAAGACGACCGUACGGACAAACCAUUGGUUCCCAAGCAGCAGGAAGAGGAGGACAGUUUAAGUGAUGCAGGUACCUACACCGUGGAAGCUGAAAGUCCAGACAAAGAGGUUGUGGAGGCACGGAGCCUGAUCGAUCAGGUGUUUGGUGUUGGCGACAACAGCCAAACCUCAGCAGCAGCAACAGUUAAUCCUAUAAUUGGUGUCACUGAGGGUCAUGAUAGUCUUCUACUCAGUGAAAAUAGCUCAGGCCCAAAACUGGGUCAAUACUCAACAGAACUUAGUGACACAGCCAAGGGUCCUGUACAGAUACAGUCGAUGACGAAAUUAACGCCCGGAGGCACUAGAUGGGUUUCUCGCUGGGCCAGUUUGGCUGAUACCUAUUCAGACUCUGGUCCUGCUUCAGGACUCUUCGAGAUCCCAACACAAGUUGAUCUUUCCGCCGGAGCUGGUGAAAGAAUCAUCCACCAGGUUAUGCUUAAUCGAAGUGCUGACUCUUUAGAAACAGGCCAAAGCGGCAGAUCAAGACGAGUUCUUCCUCAGGUUCCUUCUAAGGAAAAAAUCGAGACCCCACCGCCAGCAAUACACAUCCAAACGGAGACAUACCUGCCCGGUGUGGAAAAGAGUUCACAGGUUCAAAAGCAAAAGUGGGAUCCGCAGAAACUAAGCGUCCAGGAUGAUCUAGAUCCAGACAGCCUAAGUGAUGCCAGCAAAUCCGAUGAUGGCUCUGUAGUUGAGCAAUGCAGAAAGACUCCUGAUUCAACCCAGAAGAUGUGGAACCGGUCUGUGAAGACCACUCAAGAAGACCAGGAUUCGACUCCCAAGUUCUCCACAGCGACAUUAACCCGACAACAUGGCAAACUUAGCAAGAGCGACUGUUCACCACCCAGCAUCGAUCAACCAGAUGACUCUGUUGGAGAGAAUUUAGUGUCCAUCGUUAGACAAGAAAGUUACACCAAAGAAAGGGCCAGCAGCGACAUCCACUUGUCCAGAUUGCCUCAGAUAUCUAGUCAGCUCUCUAGUAAAGAUGCUUUUAAAGGUAUAAGCAAACAAGACACUCAGUCUUACCUCAAAGACACCGAGGACGUUCUAGCAUCUCUGGAAGCAAAGCUUCUGGAGCAAAAACAGCAGCAAGACAACAACGGUCGCUCCCAUAUAGAGGACUCCUUCUCUGGAGAAUCGGACACUUCUAGUACAAUCAGUGGGAAAAAUGCUUUAGUUUCUGUUCCCAAGAAGCCAGUGGUCCUCAGAGGACUCUUAAGAGGUUCCAGAGAACCUAAGACUUCUGGUGAUCCAUCAUGCCAAUCCGGGAUUAAGAACAGCAAUGGCAAGGUAGACCCAAGCAAGCGUUUUCAACUCCGUCGAAACCUUAGUUCUCAAGACUUUGGGCAAGAUCUUCCAAAUUCCACUACACGGCACUGGCCAGACGUCGUCUCCGACCAAGAAUCAAGUUCCCAACCUUACAAAAAGUACACUGUCCCUCUUCAGAAGGAUGGCACGAGCAAAUCAAAAUUGAACAAUGCUCUAGCUCGCUCCAAUAGCCUCUCUGCUCCGAAACCGACAAGGGCUUCAAUGCUUCGCCGUGCCCGUCUGGGUGAAGCCUCUGACAACGAAGGCACCGAAACCGAUCGGACGUCUCAAAACUCCGACGCCAACCCCUCGGCAAACAUUCGAGGUGCUCAGGAGAGCAAGAAGCUUUCUCGGUUGGACAUUUUGGCUCUUCCCAGGAAAAGGACCGGCUCCUUCAACACACCCAGUGAUACGGAGUCUUCCACGAGCCGGACCGGUUUCUCAAACCGUAGCACCGAGUCAAGCAGCUCCGUGCGGAAAGCUUCAGUGCCAGAUCCUAAGGCUCUUCUGCGUAAGGUUUCGAACGCCGCGAACAGACAGCCAAUCAUCCGCGGUCGCUCAAGCAGUGCCAAAUACGCCAGUAGCACUGCCAGCUCCAGGAGGCGUCAGAAGGGUUCAGACUACGCCUCCACCUCGGAGGACGAGUACGAGUCUAACCAUAGCACCCCUAAACACAAACGCUCCCAUCAUUCAGGAUCCCAGCAGAACCCCAGAACCCAUCCGCCGGGUCCGGUGCGAGCCGUGCCCCGCUCCAGGGACUCCGAGGGGGAAGGACACGAGAGCGACGCCUUCCAGAACUGGACGUCUCAUAGCGCUGAGAUCGCCAGAUUGAGUCAAGACUUGGCCAAAGAUUUGGCGAUCCUGGCCCAAGAGAUUCAUGAUGUUGCUGGAGACACAGAAGCUCAGAGUGCUCCAACAGACGAGAUGGGACCGGCCAUAUCUACCCAUGAAGAGUUGCGGCACCAGAUUCCCGAAGCCAGUCUGAAUUUCCCGAAGGAGUGUCCUGCUGCGGAGCCGAGCGACGAGUCCGAGCCGACCGCGGACGAGGUCGCACUGAACAACGUGAUGCUGAAUCCGGUGUCUCAACUGUCUCUCGCCAUCCGGGAAAACACAGAGCAACUGACGGAGAAAAUCAAGGCUUUGUUUCACAAUAAAAUGGACGUUUUGGGAGAAAUUGAAGCAAAAAUCAAUGAGGCUGAUGAUUCUCCAUCUCUAAAAACAUCAAACAAGGAAAUUGCAUCAAUUCUGAAAGAGCUGCGGAGAGUCCAGAAACAGCUGGAGGUCAUCAACGCCGUGAUCGAUCCCCGAGGAAACCCUGUCCCUUGGCCCGGGCCCCGUCCCUCCAGAGCGGCGUCCCGUGACGUGAGAGCGUCUCAGCGAGGCGGACGGAGGACGUUCAGGAGCUCCGAGCGAGACGGCUCCCUGGUGUGACCCCCGCGCCGGUCCCCGUCCUCUCUGAUCAGUAUUUGCACAUUUUCUAUUCCCCCGAGCUUGAGGAGAGCGCGGAGGUUGGCGUUAGAUGUAAAUACACGCUUACUGAUUAUUAUUAUUAUUAUUAUUUUUUUCUCUUUCUCUUUAUUUGUGACGGUCAAGUAAUUUACAUGAUUAUUUAAAUGUCUUCUCGUCUCUGUUGGACAGGGUAUUUCUGUGUUAAAGAUCAUUAAAGUAUUCAAACCUGA
Puntigrus tetrazona (Sumatra barb) is the source of this 4959-nucleotide messenger RNA. RefSeq names its product centrosomal protein 170Ba (gene cep170ba). Gene Ontology annotation, molecular function: protein binding. The transcript is spliced from 19 exons. The record is from RefSeq and is a predicted model, not a curated record. NCBI's taxonomy places the organism in Eukaryota, Metazoa, Chordata, Actinopteri, Cypriniformes, Cyprinidae. Bases 251 to 4711 code for a protein of 1486 amino acids.